AUGUCAGGCCUUCCAGAGGGCUGGGACGCCGACUACGAUGGGCGACGCUGGUUCUACAAGUACAAGCCCACGGGACACAUCCAGUACCAUUUCCCAAAGGAGGGCGACGAGUUUCCCGACUUUGUCGACACCUUUUCGCCCGUUCCUGAUCUUGCGCCGGAGGAACGUCUAGCAUCGCAGCAUCAGGUUCGGCGACAGACAAGCACGACAAAGACAUCUGCGAAGCUGAGCCCGAAAAAGGACGAUGGGGGUUAUGGUAUGUCUGCCACGGCGCGGCCGGUGAGCAUGACAUGGGACGGCGCUCUUGAAGAAGAGGAGCCGGCAGUGUUCCAGCCCGAGAACUUCAUGUAUCUCGGGCCCGGCACGUAUAACGAUGUGAGUCCCCUGGCAGAGGAGGAAGAGGAAGCUGCUAGGAGGGUUGUUGCGGGGGGCAUUGAAGGGAGAGUUGACUUGAGCCCUUCGAAAGGCGUGAGCCCACUCAACAGUGAGAGAACGACGCCUGCUCAGGGGACGACACACGCGGGACCGAUUAAUGGAGAGCCAGUUGUGGUGCCGUCUACAGUUAUCGAGGAGAUUCACGAAAUGCCUGGCAUUGAGCCGCCUCCAGUACACGACCCGGUAGGCUUCAUUGCUGAGAUGCCGACAUAUGAUACAGCUCAAGCACGUAUCGAAACGCACCCUCCACCUAUCGAGAUGGCUGAUAACACGAUCUUGGCACCCAUCGAGACAGCGGUUCCAAUGGUGGCUGAGUUACCGGAGCGAACAAGUCCUACCGACAAGAAGAAAAACGAACCAGAGCUUGCGCCCGGGUCGUUAAGAAAUUAUGGUGCACAGAUGCAGCCAUUGCGAAUUACCAAGCCUGUAGAGGACUCGCCCGGGUUCCAAACAUAUAAGCAUGAGGGGCGUGCGGAAAUACCUCCUAACCCAGCACCUCUACGACGUGCGACAUUUCAACCUGGGGAGCCAUUGGCGAAUUCAAGUCCUAUUCGACCUCCUGAUAGGGGCCAUGCUGGCACGCCGAAUGUGCUUUCGCCGCCUCAAGUGCCACCUAAACGUCCUCUGGAUGAGCAUGAGCCUUCUCAGCCUCAGCUGCCUCCGAAACACCAUUUUGAUCGGCCCUCUCAGUCAAACUCACCACCAGGUAUUAUCAGCAAUGGGUCUUCGGCACAGGGACAACAGCCUGGACUAAGUAAUAUGCCUUCUGUCUUGAAGCCAGCGCGUGGGAAAGCUCCUGGAGAGCAGCCUGCAAAACCACCGCAGGGCCAUAGCUAUGUGCCACCCGUACAAGGAAAACACCCCCCGUCUAUGACUCCGGCCCCGCAGACUCAACAGCAACGCCCUGAAGAGCCGAGGAUGGGUGUUCAGAGAGUCAACACCGUGCCAGAUUCACUACCCUCCCAAAGACCCCUGUCUACGAUUCAAACUGGGCAAAGACUGCCGCCAAGUACAAUGAAUCAGCAACAUCUGCCAAAACGGCCAGCCAGUGUGAUGCCUGAUAUGAUGGGAGGACAACCUCCAGGACAGAUGCAAAGUGGUUACAAUUCUAACGUGAAUCUGCCUUAUCGAGGUCCUGUUGACAACAUACCACCGAAAGGCCUUCCUCGAUCCGCGACAGCAGGACCUACAACACCGUUUCCACCAUAUCCAGUGGACAACCUGCCUUAUCCUGACGACGAACCGAUUUAUCGUAGAGAAAAUCCUCCAUAUCCAGAAGAGCCUUUCGUACAGCAGCCGAUGCCACCACGUCAAAAUUUUAUAGAGACUUCCUUUCCAUCUACCAACAAUCGACGACACUCAUCGUAUAGCUCUGCGAUCGUCUCACCAGAUUCUCGGCACGGGAGCAUGUCUUUUCCUUUGGAAACACCGUCGCCGAUGGAGCAAAGUCGCCGCGCAUCUUCCAAUUCAGUCACUAAUCCCAAUUACACUCCUUCUCCUGUCUCUCAUAACUCCCAGUCGGUUUCAAGCUUUUCCCCAACUCCCCCUUCCGCUCCAACCAACCAACAUCAACAGAGUUCCUACUUCACUAUGCAAGAUGUUGAAGGUCAAGGACAUAAUGUCGCUGCUCGAGAUGUGUUGCGCAAACAGUCCUUCAGUAGAGGCGCAGAUGCACGACGGAGCUCUGUUGGGGCAGAUCCUGCUUCUGCUCAGCGCGGAUCUCCUUUGUCGCAGCAGAUAUCACAGGGUUACAAUACACCAGCACAGGGCCUACCACGUCAGCAACAACCGCGAGGGAUAUCUCAAGGCAACACCGCGCCGCAGAAUCAACCCCCUGUUAUACCUACGCCGCCACCUCAAGGACAGCAGGGUUUAGGCCGAAUUGAAGAAUACGAAGAAGCCACGAGUGCAAACAUCAGUCGUUCUUCGACUAUAAGUAUGCCGCCUGAGAUGAGGAGAGGUUCGAUGGUUUCCUCCGCGCAACCAAGUCCAGUAGGAAGUCGACGAGCCAGUUGGCAAGCUGAAAGUCCGAAGAAUACUUCGCCUAGCCAGUCACAGAUGCAGCAAGGCCAGAUUCCUCAGGGCUACACAGGCCAGAUUAUGCCUCAUGGGCAAGCUCCCGGUGUUGCUAUGCCAGUUCAAAAUGCGAAGCAGUUGCAAAGAAAGCCUUCUCAGGGGCACGCGCCCCAACCGCAACUUCAGAACCAGCAAAUGCCCGUUCGUGACGCAAGAAUACCUCAAGGGAUGCCUGUACAGCGAGGUCCUGGGCCAGGACAACUCAAUCAAGGCAAAAUGCCACCGACCCAAGCUCAAGGUCAAGUACCUCACCCUGGUCAGACCGCGCAAAGCCAGAAUGUUCCUCCUGGACCUGCACCUCAGGGAUUUGCCCCUAAGCCUGUGCCAACGAGACUACAGAAGCGAUCUUCCUAUGGCCCGCCCAGUCCAGCAGUGCAAAAUCCUCCUCCAAACCAGUUUCCACAAGGACCUAUGCCUCCCCAGAUGCGCCAAAACCCGAUGGCACAGCAAGGCCCAGCGCCGGGCCAAAUGCCUCCACUUGGGCAUCCACAAACUCUACAAAUGCCUCCUGGACAGACACCCAACGGACGAGUGCAGCCGCAAGUCCAAAUUCCUCAAGACGAUCAAGGUUGGCAACCCAUCCCACAGCCUACGAUGCCUCAGAGUUCCCGGCUAGUCUCCAUGCAGCCUCAGUCCCAGAGCGCUGGAGCAAAGGAAGGGAAAGAAGGAAAGAAGUGGCUCAAGUGGUUGAAGGGCGGUUCCAAAUCUGUCUCGCAUAGUCCGACUACACCAGUGAUUUCGUCGCCUAUAUCACCAGUUGUUGGGCGCCCAAGCUGGGGAGGCGGUGAGUAUUCGCAGCAAGCUGUGUGGCAGCCUGGACAACCUACCGCUGGUGCAAUGCAGGCAGGCUUUCAAGGGAAUAUGGCACCUCGGCCUUUACAGAUACCCCCUCAGCCUAUGCAGAUGCCACAGCCUGGGCAAGCAUUUUCUCCGUCGGGUCAAGCGCCUUCUCAAUAUAGCCAAAUGGGUUUCCAGUCUGGUCAACCACUUCCCCAGGCCAAUCGACUACCUCCUCAACCCAACCAAAUGCCUGCGCAGUCAGGACAGUUGCCUCAUGUCAACCAGUUACCUCCACAGGCAGGUCGGAUGCCUCCUCAAGCUAUUCAACAACUUCCACAGGGGCAAGUUCCUCCUCAAACAGGGUACCUACCUCAGAAAAGACAAUCACAGCCUCAACAGGCACAACUGCCCCCUCAACAGGAAUCUAGGCCACCACAGGUCAAUCACAUGGCUCCAAGAACUAGCCAAGUUCCUCCAUCUGGUCCGUUGCCGGUAACUCAACAUCAGCCUCAACCAUAUCCAGGGGCGGUACAUUCUGUAGCAGGACCUUCGACCAUGAAACCCGCAAAUUUACCUUCUAAUGUGCCAGAACCUUCCAUGGCACCUCCUGUGAGGGUGGAGCCUAGUAACGUCCCUCGUCAAGAGCCUGCCCGGCAACCCUCCCCGGCCGAGCCUCAACAGUUACAACAAGGACCUGUACCUCAGGUUAGAGCUCCUCCUCCUCAGCCGCCUCAGACAUCUGCGUCAAACACACUACAACCGCAGCCAAAUAUCCAGAGAAGUGCAUCGCCAUCACAACCUGCAGUGAGCCCGAGUCUUUCUGAUGUGGCUGCCUCCUCAAUAAGCCGCAUGUCUUCUUGCAGAAGAGACAGCUUCUCUGACGCUGGCUCAAUCACGACUAUUGAAGUGGCUCAGGCCCAACCACAGCCUGUAUUAAAGCCUUCCAUUGUUCAGGUACACAGAAGAUCGACAGACUUACAGAGCAUGUCUCAAAAGGGUCUGCCGUUCAAUGGCUCGCAGUCAAGCUCAGAUGUUACUCCAAGAAUUUCUGCCGAAAAUGCUCGUGCUAAAAUAGAACCAAUACCGCCAACUUCGAAGUUCCAACAGCAGCAGCCUGCAAGGCCUGAGCAAACGUCACAGUUCAGUGCUCCUGCGAAUAUUACCACCACUGCACCUUUGUCCUUCAGUUCCAACGCCGCUCCCAAAUUUGUUCAGCCUAAUACUCAGAACCAACAUGAGAACAAAGAACAGCCUCCUAUUAUCUCCAACCAACGAAACAACAACGAGGCCAAGGCCACACCAAGUGUACAACCUGCCAAGCCAGCCCCCGUCCAAGACAAGUGGGCUAAAAAGCCUGUGGUCGAUUAUUCUGGUGGAGAUUGGGGAGACGAUGACGACUGGGACUAUUAA
Molecule: messenger RNA, 4701 nt
Organism: Fusarium sp. VM40
Lineage: Eukaryota; Fungi; Ascomycota; Sordariomycetes; Hypocreales; Nectriaceae
Source: the annotation of a GenBank genome assembly